This is a messenger RNA of Saccostrea cuccullata (small rock oyster), 1362 nucleotides long. Its product is annotated as protein YIF1B-like. Bases 129 to 1064 code for a protein of 311 amino acids. The record is from RefSeq and is a predicted model, not a curated record. Gene Ontology annotation, biological process: endoplasmic reticulum to Golgi vesicle-mediated transport. Gene Ontology annotation, cellular component: endoplasmic reticulum-Golgi intermediate compartment; endoplasmic reticulum membrane; Golgi membrane. The transcript is spliced from 10 exons. Lineage: Eukaryota; Metazoa; Mollusca; Bivalvia; Ostreida; Ostreidae.
ACAUUUUGGAAUACGAAAACGAGGCUGAACGGAAGUAGCUGUCAGAAUUUUCUGUCUGUGUGUCAUGCCAACUCAGUGCAUUUAACGAAUUUACACUCUUGACGGGUUAAAAUCAACACUUAGGGCCAAUGGAUGUUCCAUCGGAAUUCAGAAACCCUGGUAAAAGGAGACCUAAGAAAGGGGGCUCUAAGCCUCAGCUUUAUGAAGACACAAGUAUGCAACCCCCUCCAUCUCAACACUAUGGAGGUCAGCAGGGACAAGGAAUAGAUAUGGAAGGCUAUGACCCAUCAGGCUAUGGUGGUCCCCCAGGAAUGAGUCAGAUCCCCGGAGCCCAGUAUCUCAAUGAUCCCAUGGCUAACAUGGCCAUGCAGUACGGACAGUCCCUGGCAGGCCAAGGCACAGAAUUCGUUCAUAAAAAUAUAGAAAAAUAUGUUUCAACAUCCAGAAUGAAGUAUUAUUUUGCAGUAGAUACAACAUAUGUAAUGAAGAAAUUGGGGUUGUUAUGUUUUCCUUUUACCCAAACUGACUGGUCAAUAAAAUUCAACCAAGACCAACCAGUGGCUCCAAGAGAUGACUGUAAUGCACCUGAUUUGUAUAUACCAUCCAUGGCAUUCGUCACAUACAUCCUUGUUGCAGGACUAGUAUUGGGAACACAUAACAAAUUCACUCCUGAGCAGCUGGGAAUUCAGACAAGUUCUGCUUUGGUGUGGCUUAUCUUAGAACUUUUUGUGUUAAACAUGAGCCUUUACAUUAUGAACCUAAAAACAGAUCUCAAGUAUCUUGAUAUAGUAGCAUAUUGUGGAUACAAAUUUGUAGGAAUGAUACUCUGCCUUCUGUCAGGAAUGCUUUUCGAGUCUACAGGGUACUACGUCACCUUACUGUGGUUCAGUAUAACCAUAGCCUUCUUCUUGGUUCAGACACUGCGAGUGAAAAUAUUGCCACACUCAGAAGACAGCAACUACUCGCGGGGAAGUAAGCGGAGCCUCUACCUGAUCCUCUCUAUAUCCUUACUUCAGCCCGUCAUGAUGUGGUGGCUAACGGGCUAUAUCAUGUUUGCUAAAUGAAACCAUCCUAAGCAUAUUUUGACAGACAUUUUCUCAAGGGAUAUUGUCACUUAUAGGACCACCCAGAGAUUCCUAUCAGAGUUACAUACAUUGCUUUGCAAAACUUCGGGUGUUGCUCUGAAAAAUCCAUUUUUGGGACAAGUUGAAUGCACUAUGGAAGCCAUGGUGGCAAUUGUGAAUAUGUUGAUGAAUGCAUUUCAGACUAUAUGGGCUAUUUAUGAGCUAAUUUUAUGUACUUUUAUUUGUGCCAAAGUUGUACAAUGUCUGCAUGAUCUAAGAAUAAAUGUAUGAAUGCAAA